AUGCUGAUCUCGGGUCUCGAUAACGUCGAAAUUGCCUCCUCCGCUUCCACUUUGCUCGUCUUCAUCUGUUACUGUUUCUGCGGGUUGCUCGUUCCCCCAUCCGCAAUGCUGCACUUCUGGAGGUGGGUAUACCGCGCCAACCCGUUCACAUACCUCGCCACCGGAUUCAUCUCGACCAGUCUCGCUCGGGCACCUAUGCACUGCGCUGAUCAUGAAUACAAGACAUUCCGUGCGCCGCAAAAUCAGAGCUGUGCUCAGUACAUGUGCGGCUAUAUCAAUGACAACGGCGGUGCACUCGUCAAUCCUGGCGCAAUUGGCAACGGCGAAGACUCGGUGCAUGGCUUUGGAGUGCUGUGGGUGUAUGCGGCAUUUAACAUUUUCAUGGCUGUUUUCCUCUAUUGGCUUCUCCGAGUGCUGAAGAAGAACAAGAGGUAG
Penicillium samsonianum is the source of this 435-nucleotide messenger RNA. Its product is annotated as CDR ABC transporter. The transcript has 2 exons. Gene Ontology annotation, molecular function: ABC-type transporter activity. Gene Ontology annotation, cellular component: membrane. The coding region runs from base 1 to 435 and encodes 144 amino acids. The record is from RefSeq and is a predicted model, not a curated record. Lineage: Eukaryota; Fungi; Ascomycota; Eurotiomycetes; Eurotiales; Aspergillaceae.